AUGGAAGGUUGCAAUCCAAUCUCGACACCAAUGGAGCCAGGAGCCAAGCUUUCAAAAUUUGAUGGGGGGGAACGUGUCGAAGCAAACAAAUUUCGAAGCUUGGUCGGAAGUCUUCGAUAUCUCACAUGUACUAGACCAGAUCUUUCUCUAAGUGUCGGAAUCUUGAGUCGAUUUAUGGAAGAACCAGUUCACUCACACUGGAAAGCUUUGAAGAGAAUUCUUCGUUAUAUCCAAGGAACUGUGUCACUUGGAAUGUUUUACUCAAAAGCAGAAGAUUACAAGCUAACAGGUUACUCCGACAGCGAUUGGUGUGGAGAUAUAGACGAUCGAAAAAGUACAUCAGGAUAUGUAUUCUUUAUGGGAAACACUGCUUUCACAUGGCUCUCAAGGAAGCAACCAAUUGUAACACUGUCAACAUGCGAAGCAGAAUACGUGGCUGCAUCAUGGUGUGUAUGCCAUGCUAUAUGGCUUAGAAGAUUGUUAUGUGAGUUAGAGCAGAAGCAGGAAAAUGCAACCAUAGUACAAGUCGACAACAAAUCAGCAAUCGAACUGGCGAAGAAUCCAGUGAAUCAUGAAAGAAGUAAACACAUCGACGUACGUUUUCAUUUCAUUCGAGAACAUGUGAAAAAUGGAAGCGUCGAACUGAAGCAUGUGGCAAGCAAGGAUCAAGCUGCAGAUAUUUUCACAAAACCAUUGUCGAAGGAGAUAUUCGACAGAGGCAAGAUAAUGCUGGGAUUAAUUGACCGAAGGAGCAUUUAA
Messenger RNA from Vicia villosa (hairy vetch), 759 nucleotides. Its product is annotated as secreted RxLR effector protein 161-like. The record is from RefSeq and is a predicted model, not a curated record. The coding region runs from base 1 to 759 and encodes 252 amino acids. The transcript has a single exon. Lineage: Eukaryota; Viridiplantae; Streptophyta; Magnoliopsida; Fabales; Fabaceae.